Messenger RNA from Eucalyptus grandis, 1915 nucleotides. RefSeq names its product disease resistance protein RPV1-like. The coding region runs from base 121 to 606 and encodes 161 amino acids. Lineage: Eukaryota; Viridiplantae; Streptophyta; Magnoliopsida; Myrtales; Myrtaceae. Gene Ontology annotation, molecular function: protein binding. The record is from RefSeq and is a predicted model, not a curated record. Gene Ontology annotation, biological process: defense response. The transcript has 2 exons.
UCUGGAAGGAUUCAAGCCAUUUGUCUUGAGCAAGGCAACUCUAAUUAUAUAAUUGAUCAAGCGAGCCGCACAUUUACGGAUGAACCAUUUAGAAACUUAUCGAACUUGAGGUUUCUUCACAUGAGUGCUGUGAAUCUUGUCGGAGAUUUUAGUAAAUUAUUUUCUCAGUUAAGAUGGCUCAAAUGGGGGAAUUGUCCCUCAAAUUUUGAAGCAAGCAACUUUCAUGCGGGGGAAUUAGUCAUACUCGAUUUGUCAGGAAGCGCGAUUUCAGAUGUCUGGCAGGGAUGGCAUUCAAUGAUGAAGGCAGAAAAGCUGAAAGUUCUCAACCUCACAAGUUGCCAUUCCUUAAAAGGGACUUCUUACCUCUCAGCUUUUAAAAGAUUGGAGAUUUUGAUCCUCAGAGAUUGUAGCGCAUUGGAGCAAAUUGAUAAUUGUAUUGGAGACAUGGAGAACCUCAUUUCCCUGGACUUAAGUGGAUGUUCUCUUCUUGAGAGGCUCCCGCUUCAAAUGGCUAAACUAGAACAAUUGAAGGAGCUUCUUCUAGAUGAAACUGCGAUACAAGAAAUUCCUUCCUUCAUCAGUUCUCUAAAGAGGCUGGACACUUAGUGCCAGGGAUUGCAAAUCAUUAAUUGGAUGUCCGGUCUCAAUAGGCAGUUUGGGGAAUUUGUCGACCCUUGUUUCAUCAGGCUACGUUGAGAUUGCAACACUUCCGAACGGCAUCGGAUUCCUUGAGAAUUUGUGGUGCUGGUCAUUGGGAAGCUGCCACCAAUUGAGAGAGAUUCCCAAUUCGAUUGGCAAGUUGAAAUUGCUGACUAGGUUGGACUUGAGUGGAUGUUCGCGUAUUGUGGAGCUGCCGCUUCAAAUGGGUGAACUAAAACAAUUGAAGAAACUUCGUCUAGAUCAAACUGCGAUACAAGAAAUUCCUUCCUCCAUCGUUUCUCUAGAGAAGCUGGAGGAAGAUCAAACUAUGUUUUCUGAUAUUCCUUCCUACACGGACUAUCUAUUGGAGCUAGAGACGCUCAUUCCCAAGGACUGCGAAUUAACUCGAUAAGCUGUUUAGUGAAUUUGCUGACCCUUCUCUUAUCAAGCUGUGUGGAGUUUUUGGACUCCUUGACAUCAUUGGGUUUCUUGUGAAUCUACGGUGCUUGUCAUUGGGAAACUGCCAUGAAUUGAGAGAGAUCCCUAACUCAAUCGGGAAGUUGGAAUUGUUGACUCAACUGGACUUAUCAUGGACAAGGAUCACGGAAUUGCUUGAAGGAACUUCUGGGUAUCCGUAACAGUAGCAUAGAAACGCUACCGAUGGUAUUGGAAGGUUGGAAAAAAGUCUUGAGUUAUAUGCAUGAUGGUGCUCAAAUUUGGGAGGGAAUACCAAGCAUCCUUAAUCUUUCUUCUUUCAAGCCUUGUGCAUUUUGAUUUAAUGCCCAAUAAUCUGGAAUUCUUGUGGAUUUUUAUUCAAAUGAGUGGUUUGUGAUUUAGGUUUGGGUUUUCAUGAUGAAGUGGAAGCUGCAAUGUCAUUUCUGAUCUCUGCUCAUGGUGAAGUUUAGGAACCUGUUGGUGCUGUUGACGAUAUUGUUAUCUGCACAGCUUCCUUAAAUGGCGCCCUAUCUACUGCAGAUGCUCGGAAGAUUGUUAGAAGCAGCAGUAUUGAAUAACAUGGUGAUUCGUAACGUCUGGAAAUUACUGGUUGUUCAGCGGAAAUUUUGGUAUUUUUAAAAAAUAUUAGGUAUUUUCCUGAAAAAUGAGAACAUUUUGUGAUAUUUGGCCGAAAUAUAAAAAUGAACUGUCAAUUAUUUUCCUUCAUUUGAAAAGGAAAACUUGAUUUUACUUUGUUAAAGAGAUGUGCAUAAGGGAUACCUAGCAACAAGGGUUUCAAUUGUAGGAGUCGGGGUUUCUCUAUUGCAGAAAACAAGCGAUU